UCAUGACUGAUGCAGUCUGAGUAAUACCGUCGGGGAGAGCUCACGUCGUUUCAAAGUAAAAAGCUUGUAGUUCACGAGCUUUGUCUGAUUUUAAAUUAUGUGCCGCCUAUUUUAAUACACCAUUUUGUCCUGUGCCCGUUUCUGAACAAUUACGUGUGGUUUUGUGUUUCAUGUAUUUUUAUUUAUUAACUUUUCAGUUACUUAGUGGUUAUUAACGGUUUUUGUUUGUGUAUAUAUUAAACUAAGUUCGUGAUAGUGUUUACAUAGAUUUACGGGAUGUGCUUGAUCUAUUAGGAUCUCGAUUUAAUUUAAGAAGUGGCUUGGCGCGGCGUGAACGGCGGGCCGCGCCAUGGGUAACAAGUGCUGCAGCCGCCGUCAUGACCCCGAAAGACCACUCGUGUACCCAGCGUACAAGAACGAGGCGGGCUUCACGACUUGCCCGACGUCGUUGGAGACGCGAUACACCAGCGAGCCAAACACGCGAGUGCUGACACGGCCGCCGGCUGACAUCGUCAGGACCAGAAACCCUGGAAAAUGCAUGACGAACGGCGGCAGACGGGUCGUAAAGGCCCUGUGCGCGUACACAGCCCGCGCGGAUUCCGACAUAUCGUUCCGCAAGGGCGAUCGUAUGGAGGUGCUCAAUGACGCGGAACCGGACUGGUGGCGGGUGCUCCAUCUCACCACCAGGAGGGAGGGGCUCGUGCCCGUCAACUUCGUGGCCGAGGAGAGCUCGGUAGAGUGCGAAGAUUGGUUUUUCCCCCACGUCUCGAGGAAGGAGGCUGAUAAGCUGCUCCUCGCGGAGACCAACCCUCGGGGCACGUUCCUCGUGCGGCCGGCGGAGCACAACCCCCACGGGUUCAGCCUCAGCGUCAAGGAUUGGGAGGAGGGAAGAGGGUACCACGUCAAGCAUUAUAAAAUCAAGCCUCUGGACAAUGGUGGAUUCUACAUCGCGACUAAUCAGACGUUUCCGAGUUUGCCGGCUCUCGUCAUGUCGUACACAAAAAAUGCGUUAGGCCUGUGUCACGUGUUGGCGCGGCCGUGUCCGAAACCCGAGCCGCAGAUGUGGGACCUCGGGCCGGAGCUCCGGGACAAAUGGGAGAUACCCAGGACGGAGAUACAACUGAUCAGGAAGCUGGGACAGGGCAACUUCGGCGAAGUUUAUUAUGGGAAAUGGAGGAAUAAUAUUGAAGUUGCAGUAAAAACGUUAAGAGAAGGCACGAUGUCAACGCAGGCAUUCCUUCAGGAGGCGGCCAUCAUGAAGAAGUUCCGACACAAGCGUCUCGUCGCUCUCUACGCAGUGUGUUCGCAACAGGAGCCCGUCUACAUCGUGCAAGAAUACAUGACCAAAGGCUCUCUACUGGAAUUCCUCAGGAACGGCGAGGGGAAGUUCCUACAGUUCGAGGAUUUAGUCUACAUCGCCGCACAAGUCGCGUCCGGCAUGGAAUACUUAGAAUCAAAAAUGUUAAUACACAGAGACCUAGCAGCUAGAAACGUAUUAAUAGGUGAAAAUAACGUAGCGAAAAUAUGUGAUUUUGGACUAGCAAGGGUGAUAGAAGACAACGAAUAUUGUCCGAAACAGGGAUCAAGGUUUCCCGUGAAGUGGACCGCGCCCGAGGCCAUUAUAUACGGACGAUUCUCUAUAAAAAGCGACGUUUGGUCAUACGGUAUAUUACUCAUGGAACUGUUUACGUAUGGACAAAUACCGUACCCAGGUUUGCACGGAAAAGACGUAAUAGAACAAGUGGAGAGGGGAUAUAGAAUGCCGAAACCGGUCGGCCAUUACCUGCCCGACGACAUCUACAGACUAAUGUUGCAAUGUUGGGACUCGAUACCAGAAAAACGGCCUACGUUUGAAUUCCUGAACCACUAUUUCGAAUCGUUUACGGUGACCAGUGAAAUACCUUACAGAGAAGUGCAAGACUAGUGCUGUGAUAUAGUGAAAUAAUGUGCAGCGAGACGUUUGUUAGGUCCUCUUAGCGAAUGAGCGGGGCCGCGGUGUGUGGACGCGUAUUGCCAACAGCGAAACGCCAAUGUUUGAUCAAAGAGACUAUUCGAUGCCGAUGGUCAAAUUGUGCAUUUCCGAAGCUGUUGGUUACAAACAUACUGAUUUCGUCCAAUAAAUUAAACUCACGGUAUAUUUUCGAUGUUCAGUUAAACGCGUCCGCACACAACAGACCGCUCCAUUGUUUUAGUAUUUUUAUACUCAAAACAUUAUUUAUAAAACAAUACAGGAAUGUGUGAGCUUCUUUUUUAUUGGUCGAAGGCUUUUCACAUCUUGUUUGUCGUUGUUGAACAUUGGUAUGACUACUUAGCUUGAGCUAAGGCCACGUACGCGUAAGUCCAUUAAAUAUAUAUCUAAGUAUUUAUAGUGUCGUGCAAAUACUUUCUAUAUUAUUUAUGUAGCUUAUAAGCACGGUAGGAUAUUCGUUUGCGUUAUUGUACAAACUCGUUCAAUAUUAAGCAAUAAAGUUGAAACGAAAAUAUAUCCUGAUAUUUUCAUAUUCUAAAGCGAUAUGUGAUAUACCUGUCACUAGGGUCCCGGAUCUGAUGACGUCACUGAACCAUAGACUAAAAAUUGUGUAGUAUUUUUUCUUAUAUUGCAUACAAAUUAUAUUUGACUCCUGUAACUGGCAACACUGCGAGGCUCCUUUGUUAUAAAUAUCGAUACUAUUCAGUGCCGUUUUACCAAUACAUGAUUUUGGACACUUAGCGAUAAAAAAUACUCACAAAUUGUCCAAAAUUCCGUUUAAAACUCCAUUGGACAGUAUAUAGCCACGCCAUAUUGUUAAAACACACAGUCCUGAACAUAAUCGUUUUGCUCACAAUGCUCAAUAUAAAGUAAGCUCCAAAUAUCACGCAAAGGAGCCAUAAACUUGUAUAAAAGACAAAAACCUAACGUAAGGGGCAUAUACCAAAGAGUUCUUUGUACAUUAAGAGCGAAAUAGGCUUAGGAAUGAGCGUAUUUAAUUUCUAGCCUAGUUAGUUAGAAUUUGUGACCUGUAUAUUGAAUUAAUUUGACCAAUAUCCCCAUUUAUUAUACGAAUAAUUGUAACACGAAAAUUCUAAAAAAAUAUAAAUUGUUAUUUAUAAUUGAAUUUUAACGACUGACACCGAUUUGCUGUUGACAAAUUUUAAUGAUAAUUUCCGACGCCUAAUAAUUAAAAACUGUGCUUUAACCACUUAAUCGUUUCGUCAUUAUAGAAAAUGUAAAUCCAUGGAAAAUAGUGUCUUAAAUAACAUUCCAAAUAUUCGAACACAAUUAAAUUUGGACACUUUUGUAUGAAAAUGAUUAGAUUUGUAAGAUUUUGUACAUACAAUGAAAUAAAUGUCAUUGAUAUAA
This is a messenger RNA of Manduca sexta (tobacco hornworm), 3340 nucleotides long. It is a transcript of the gene Src64B, whose product is annotated as tyrosine-protein kinase Src64B. Gene Ontology annotation, cellular component: extrinsic component of cytoplasmic side of plasma membrane. NCBI's taxonomy places the organism in Eukaryota, Metazoa, Arthropoda, Insecta, Lepidoptera, Sphingidae. Gene Ontology annotation, molecular function: signaling receptor binding; non-membrane spanning protein tyrosine kinase activity; ATP binding. The transcript has 7 exons. The record is from RefSeq and is a predicted model, not a curated record. The coding region runs from base 350 to 1924 and encodes 524 amino acids. Gene Ontology annotation, biological process: innate immune response; cell differentiation; protein phosphorylation.